Molecule: messenger RNA, 1146 nt
Organism: Alternaria alternata
Lineage: Eukaryota; Fungi; Ascomycota; Dothideomycetes; Pleosporales; Pleosporaceae
Product: Triosephosphate isomerase
Exons: 5
Coding region: 304-1050 (248 amino acids)
Biological process (GO): gluconeogenesis; glyceraldehyde-3-phosphate biosynthetic process; glycolytic process
Cellular component (GO): cytosol
Molecular function (GO): triose-phosphate isomerase activity
Source: RefSeq, a predicted model, not a curated record
UGGCGAGCUGUGAUCAUGUAUAACGCAUGAUCGCGAUAGUUGCCAAUAAAAAGAAGAAAUUUCAACAAGUCUCCAUUGUUCCAUAGACAGCUCACCCAAGCCCGAGUUUUGCCGGAUGCUGUAACAGCUCAGAAUGAUCCGACGUCACUAGCCCCGCGGUAACCCCACUAAAGCUGUAAGAAGUGCUGCUGCUCAACAACAACAGCUUCUUCAUCUCAAUUCCACACUUCAAUCUCAACUUGACACUUUUGAUACCCCUACAUACCACCUUUCUAUCCAAAAAAUUUCAACACAACCGCAAACAUGGGUCGCCAAUUCUUCGUCGGAGGUAACUUCAAGAUGAACGGCUCUAUUAAGAGCAUCACCGACAUCGUUGAGAACCUGAACAAGGCCAAGCUCGACCCCAACACAGAGGUCGUCAUCGCACCCCCAGCCCUCUACCUCCUCCUCACACGCGAGCACCUCCGCAAGGGCCUCGAGGUCGCAGCGCAAAACAUCUUCGACAAGCCCAACGGAGCCUUCACCGGCGAGAUCUCGGCUGAGCAACUCAAGGACAGCGGCAUCACCUGGACCUUAGUCGGACACUCGGAGCGUCGCCAGAUCCUCCAGGAGAACGACGACUUCAUUGCCAACAAGACAAAGACAGCCACCGACAACGGUCUUGGUGUGAUUCUGUGCUGCGGCGAGAGCCUGGAGCAGCGUGAGGCGGGCGAGACCGUCAGCGUUGUUACCAAGCAGCUCAAGGCUGUUGCGGACAAGGUCAAGGACUGGAGCAAGAUUGUCGUUGCUUACGAGCCCAUCUGGGCCAUUGGUACCGGCAAGGUCGCAACCACCGAGCAAGCACAGGAGGUCCACGCCGCCCUCCGCGAGUGGCUCAAGAAGGAGGUCUCACCCGAGGCCUCCGAGAAGACCCGUAUCCUGUACGGUGGCAGUGUCUCGGAGAAAAACUGCAACGAGCUUGCCAAGCAGGCCGACAUUGACGGUUUCCUCGUCGGUGGUGCUAGCUUGAAGCCUGCCUUUGUUGACAUCAUCAACGCUAACCAGGCAUGAAUUCCGCGAAGUGAUGGCGCUCGUCUAUAGAUGAUUUGAGCGUGCUUCGGCAACGAUCUUAUGAGAGACUUGAGCUGGCUAUAAAAAAGAAUCAUG